AUGACAGUCCUGCUGCCGUCCUUCAUCGCGGAUGGCAAUUGGUUCCUGCUGGCUCUCGUCGUCCCUGUGGCUGCUCUUAUGGCGCUGACUCACCCUCGGUCGUACAAAUAUGGUAGUGGUGACAUGUCCAGCUCUGGUGCUUCUAACCGCAAGUACUUCCUUUGGACACUGCUCGUCUUGAGCUCCACCUUCUUUGUCCUCGGCGUCUCAUUGGAGCUCUAUUACGCCCACGGAUGUCCCAAUAGCACCACUUUUCACUAUGAAAUUGAGCUGUUGGCGCGUUUUGUGUACGAAAUGUGUCGACGUCAGCACGUGCCCUACUGGGUGGCAUUUGGGAACUUGUUAUUCGUUACGAGAGGUCAACACCGCAUUCCAGUGGGGGAUACCGACUCGGACAUUGGGAUGCUCAAGACGGACUUUUUGCAGCAAUUUGAAAGUGUCCGUAAUUUCUCCACGGUCGUACAAAAAGAGGCAACUUUGGAGCUGCAGAGACCUGUGCACGUGGUGUACCACUCGGAGCGAGAGUUGGUGCAGUUGUUCUUGGAUCAAGGAGCAAAAGGCUCUCAUGCCGAUAUCUGGUUGUAUCGACAAGAAGUGGAUGCAAAGACCGGUGUCAAGUGGCUCGUCAAUGACGAUCGUACAAUUCGAGGCCAAUUUUUGUUGUACGACCAAGUGCUGCCUCUGCACGAUGAACCCGCAUUCUUUUUGAACGUACCGGUGACAGUCCCUCGUAACGCGAGUUACUUGGCUCGAGCUGAGUACGGCUCGUCGUACAUGACGCCAAUUACUGUGAGAAUGGAGUGUAUCGAGAACGUGCUGAAUGGGUACACGUUCUACAAGACGUCAGUGCUGACGAAACUUCGGUAUGGUGCUACUUUUGUCGCGCUUGUUGCAGUUGUAACGCUCCUAGCUGCAAAAUGUAUCCGGCCGUUGCGUCGCGCCUUACGGACUAAAGCAGGAGCAAAGCCAGAGGCAGACAAGAAAGGAGCUGACAAGUACUUUGUCUGA
Molecule: messenger RNA, 1008 nt
Organism: Peronospora matthiolae
Lineage: Eukaryota; Oomycota; Peronosporomycetes; Peronosporales; Peronosporaceae
Source: the annotation of a GenBank genome assembly